This is a messenger RNA of Spea bombifrons (plains spadefoot toad), 1423 nucleotides long. RefSeq names its product mitogen-activated protein kinase 14. Bases 93 to 1178 code for a protein of 361 amino acids. Gene Ontology annotation, biological process: protein phosphorylation; intracellular signal transduction. Gene Ontology annotation, cellular component: nucleus; cytoplasm. The transcript has 12 exons. Lineage: Eukaryota; Metazoa; Chordata; Amphibia; Anura; Pelobatidae. The record is from RefSeq and is a predicted model, not a curated record. Gene Ontology annotation, molecular function: MAP kinase activity; ATP binding.
CUUCCUGGUUUUCACUACCGGUUUUCUAAAAGAGAAGCGAGGUUUGGAGGAAACAGGAUUUUUUUUCUGACCCUUCGGGGGGUCUUGCAGGGAUGUCAGCUAAUUCGCCUGUUGGGUUUUAUCGUCAGGAACUAAACAAAACGCUAUGGGAAGUUCCACAGAGGUACCAGAACUUGACACCUGUAGGAUCUGGGGCCUACGGUUCUGUGUGCUCGGCAUUUGAUGCUAAUACUGGACUUCGUGUGGCAGUGAAAAAGCUCUCAAGGCCUUUCCAGUCCAUCAUCCAUGCCAAGCGCACAUAUAGAGAGCUGCGUCUGCUUAAGCACAUGAAACAUGAGAACGUUAUUGGACUUCUAGAUGUCUUUACACCAGCAAAAUCUUUUCAGGAAUUCAAUGAUGUGUAUCUGGUAACACAUUUAAUGGGUGCAGACCUUAAUAAUAUUGUAAAGUGUCAGAAGCUGACUGAUGACCAUGUGCAAUUCUUGAUCUAUCAAAUACUUCGAGGCUUGAAGUACAUUCAUUCUGCCGAUAUAAUCCAUAGAGACUUGAAGCCAAGCAAUCUUGCAGUAAACGAAGACUGUGAGCUGAAGAUACUUGACUUUGGCUUAGCACGUCAUACAGAUGAAGAAAUGACUGGUUAUGUGGCAACAAGGUGGUACCGGGCACCAGAAAUUAUGUUGAAUUGGAUGCAUUAUAAUCAGACAGUUGAUAUCUGGUCAGUGGGAUGUAUAAUGGCUGAACUUUUGACAGGAAGAACCUUGUUCCCAGGCACAGACCAUAUUAACCAGCUGCAGCAGAUCAUGCGUCUGACAGGAACACCUCCCUCUUAUCUCAUUAACAGGAUGCCCAGUCAUGAGGCUCGAAACUACAUUCAAUCACUCCCAUACAUGGCAAAGAUGAAUUUUGAGGAUGUGUUUCUGGGUGCCAACCCUCAAGCUGUGGAUUUGCUAGAGAAAAUGUUGGUUCUGGAUACUGAUAAACGAAUUACUGCAGCUGAGGCAUUGGCUCAUUCCUACUUUGCUCAGUACCAUGACCCAGAUGAUGAGCCUGUAGCAGAGCCCUACGACCAGAGCUUUGAAAGCCGUGAACUGGACAUUGAAGAGUGGAAGAGUCUCACAUAUGAGGAAGUUGUCAGCUUCAUACCUCCCCCUCUUGACUCAGAAGAGAUGGAAUCUUGAGGAUGUUCUGAAACGGUCCUAAAUCACUGUGAAUGUAGGGGAUUACCUCUGCACACACCCCUGCUGUCAUACAAAGUGCCUAAAAGGCUGUGGGUGUGUGGGAUUUACACAGAUCUUUCUUAUCUCUAUAUUUUGCUUUGCUGGCAACCUAUAUUUAUAUAGAAUUUCUAUGUAACUGUUGCAUGCCCUUCAGAUACCUGCCUAUUUUCACAGUAUAUCCUGUUCAUAUCCCGAUUUUUUUUUUU